GUUAAAAGCUUGUGUCCCACCUAGAAAGGUUAAAGCAUUCAGUGUCGCAUGACUGCAGUCGUCUAUGUUUAGGAUUUUGUAUGAUCGUGUCAGGUGAAGUACUGUAAUCUCCUUUUGACCAGUUGAGAGUCCUAGAUGAAAGGAUUUCAUUCAGAAAAUGGAGGCAAACAAGCUCAAAAGAGAUGUUGAGGCCCUUAUAGACAACUACAUUGGACAGAAACUUAGGGAAGACGCCUUUGAUCCGAAGGGCAAGGGAACUUUCACAGCGCUGGAUGACUUGGCUCACUAUGAUCUUGCAAUCAGUGUUGCCCUUUGGUGGCUGGAGAAGAAGGAAGGACGACAUGUGCUCGACAGAGAGAUCAUUGGAGCAACAUGCAGUUUAGGAAGUGCCCAGUAUCCUAAUCGCUUAGAGCGGGAGGCUAUGAUCUUGUCAUCCUUUGCUGGGAUUAUUAUGAGUAGCCUGCCAGUGGAGGAAAUCUUGACUCUGUACAGGUGUAAACCAGCCGCUUCAUACCCCAACCAGAAGUCCAAGGGCUCAAUUGUCUAUCCCAUCACUCUGUCCUAUCAUCCGUUUGCAAUACUUGGAUCCUACAAGGCCGUGUACCACUCCAAGAAACACAAUCAGAAGCUGAAACGAUGGCUGUCCGGGCAGACAAAGGCAAGUGCUCCACCGAAGCAAGUUUCAUCUUCGUUUUCCACUUCAUCUCAGUCCUUCAUCAGUGAAAGCAGUGAUGUUCACCAGGAAAGGACUGAGCACUAUGAAAGCUCGCAAGAGUCUCUGCACAACUGACGUCAACCUCCAGCAGCUGCCAGAAGUAGAGACAUUGAGCUGGAGCAAUAAUACUAACAUGAAAUGGUAAAACUGCUCAGUUGAAUGUUAACGUACUCAACUAAAAAUGUCACUUAAACUCAAAAAUGCACUUGAAGUACUCAGAAAUAAAAGAGAC
Messenger RNA from Maylandia zebra (zebra mbuna), 947 nucleotides. RefSeq names its product chromosome 9 C2orf80 homolog (gene c9h2orf80). NCBI's taxonomy places the organism in Eukaryota, Metazoa, Chordata, Actinopteri, Cichliformes, Cichlidae. The record is from RefSeq and is a predicted model, not a curated record.